Molecule: messenger RNA, 2540 nt
Organism: Agrilus planipennis (emerald ash borer)
Lineage: Eukaryota; Metazoa; Arthropoda; Insecta; Coleoptera; Buprestidae
Product: speckle targeted PIP5K1A-regulated poly(A) polymerase-like
Exons: 3
Coding region: 64-2250 (728 amino acids)
Molecular function (GO): RNA binding; poly(A) RNA polymerase activity
Source: RefSeq, a predicted model, not a curated record
CUUAAGUGAACUUGUACAUUGGUAAUAUUUUUGUUUUAGGAAGUCAUUUAACAUUUCCAUAACAUGAAUAACACUACCAUCUGUAAGCUUUGUAAAGUUCCAGUGUGCUCAAAUAAUUUUCAAAUUCAUGUAAAUGGGGCAAAACAUCAACAGUUAUUAAACAUUGCUGCAAAACAAGAGAACCGAGAAAUGUGUGGAAUAUUUGUAACAGGUUUUCCAGAAUCGGUUGUUGAAAAUGAAAUAGUCCAAUUCUUUGCAAACUUUGGGUAUUUAAAAAGUCAUUAUUUGGAUAAACAGAAGAAGUUUCUGAUUGUAGAAUUUGACAGACCUCAAUCAGUUGAGAAUGUGCUAAAAAGAAAUAUUUUCCUUGAAGGACGAAAAUUAAUUAUAAAACGAAGGAAAACACGAAAAGAUGGAAAAAGAAAAGUGCAAGGUGCUUCUCCACAUGGUAAAGAGGAAAUGAAAGUACAGGUGCCAGUUAUGGACUGCGACAAAAUCAUUGCCGGCUUAAAGAACUUAACAGUGGACUUUGAGGAUCAAGUUAUUGAAUUUCUUUCUCUGAUUCAUAUUUCAGCUGAAGAUUCGCAAAAGAAAUAUGGCAUGCUUCAAAAUCAUCUAUAUCAACUCUUAAAGCGUAUGUUUACUCAAUGUAAAUUGUAUAGAUUUGGUUCUACCACAACAGGACUCAAUUGGGAUUGCAGUGAUGUGGACAUUUUUUGUAACACAAAUGACAACCAAGUCAUCCCUCAAGAUCAGUUGGUGAAAAAAGUACGUAAUUUUAUGUACAAAGACAGCAAAUUCGCGAAUGUAUUUGCUAUGCCACGGGCAAGAAUACCAAUCGUGCGAUUUGUUCAUGUUCCAACCCAACUAACUUGCGACCUUAACUUCAGAAAUAUGUUAGGAGUUCAUAAUAGUGAAUUUAUCUCAUACGUUUGGACAACGGACCCACGGCUGAAGUCACUUAUGUUUAUAAUCAAAUUUUGGGCAAAAAUUAAUGGUUACUCUAGCGGAAAUGCGAAGUUCUCUAAUUAUUUACUAACAGUAAUGAUGUUAUUUUAUUUACAACAAAUGCACGAUUUUCCUCCUAUUUAUUCGAUGCUAAAAGUGGUCGACAGCAAUGAACUGGUUGAUAAUUGGAAUCCACAUUUCAAGAAGAAUCGCCUUGAAUUAAGCAAAAUUAGAGACGUGAGUUUAAAAGAUUUACUCUACGGAUUCUACGAAUUUUACGCUCAUUUCGACUUUGGUUUGUAUGUGAUAAGUCCCUAUCUUGGCAAACCAAUUUUAAAAAUAUUAUUUACCAAUUUAAAACAACUACCUGUUCAAUUAGAUUUUUACAAAAAUAAUAUUCGCGAAAAGCGAACAGCACCUUUACCAAUUGAUAAAUUUUUUUGCUGUGUACAAGAUCCGUUCGAAUUAAAUAACAAUAUAGCCAAAGGGAUAUCUUUAAAGAUCUUACAAAUGUUUUGUACCUCAUGUAAAACGGCAAUGUACGUUCUUACUAACAAUCUUAAGAAAAAUACCCUGUGGUGUUUAUUUACUGAAAAACUGAGUUCGGAUAAUACCUGCGAUCCAAAUAAUCUUGAAAUCAUUAUCAGUGUACCUCAUCAGGUAAACUUACUUCAAAGACUUUUAAAAUCGGACAACAUCGACGAAAGUCGAAUAAGGAAAGCUUGGUUUGACUUUUUAAAAAGUUAUUUAAAAAGAACACUUGAGGAAGUACUACUUUUAAAAACAAGCGUAAAAGACUGUUGUAGUGGAAACGAAAUAUUGCGGGUAAAAUUUAAAGAUGAAUUUAGUGAAAGUAAAAUAUCUCGAAAAGACGGACAAAAUGACGUUUACGAUAAUGAAACAAUUAUUCCUAUUAAAACUGAGUGUUCUGAACAAACUUCUAAAUGUGAAGUUGUUUCUAGUGUUCAGUUCGAGUGUACUAGUGGUUUUAAUGUAUUGGACUUGAGAAAAAAAUACAAGCCUUCCUCUGAAAGUAGUAAAAACAUACUUGAAGAUGAAAUCCAAAUUUCAACUCAACUUGCGAAAAAUUUUACCAUUCCACAAAAGGAAAGUAGUAUCGUUAAAUUUGACAUUACUUUAUCUUGCAAGAGUAAUCCUACGGAAUUCCUAGUAAAAAUGCACAAAAUUAAUUCACAAAGUAAUUACUUUGAGCGCCUUUUUGGUUACAUUGGCAAAGCAUUAACAGGUAACCUUGCUAGAUAUGUUAAUGAAUUAGAAACGUCAGAGAUUUCACAAAAAUAGAUAUUGCAGUUUUUAUAGCAGGUUGCUAGUACCGUUUUCUAUGUAAAGUACAUUAAAAUGAAAUUAUUCUUGGCUGUACGAUUUUCGUAUAUUUACAUAGACCACUGGUUCUUUACAAAAACGUAAAUAAUUAUUUGAGCACUUACAAAAUUUAAACAAAUUAUUCCAUUAUAAAAAAAAUUAAAAAGAAACUUGGAUGCAGGAUCUAUUCAUAACUGCUAGAUAAGUAAAAUAAUUGGAACAUUGCAAUGUAUUUUAUCUGUUUGAUUGAUAAAGCUUCUAUUUUCUGA